Trichoderma citrinoviride is the source of this 1080-nucleotide messenger RNA. Its product is annotated as DUF1295-domain-containing protein. Lineage: Eukaryota; Fungi; Ascomycota; Sordariomycetes; Hypocreales; Hypocreaceae. The transcript has 4 exons. Bases 1 to 1080 code for a protein of 359 amino acids. Gene Ontology annotation, cellular component: membrane. The record is from RefSeq and is a predicted model, not a curated record.
AUGGCGCUCCCCCAGAUCAAGUCCCUGCAGGAAUGCGUCGACUACGCAAAGGUCGUCGAGCCCUUCGUCCCCCAGCUCUACCAGCUACCCUACCGGAUCUGGCAGGGCCUGGACAGCCUCGACGCCCUGAGGCAUGUCUACGUCACGACGAACCCGUUGGUCGAGGGCUUCGCCUUGUCCCUCAUCGUCGGGCUUCUCACCUUGAUUGUGUCCGAGAUCAACCGCAACUAUUCGCAGAUUGACCGGCUGUGGAGCAUCCUGCCGAACCUCUACGUUGUCCACACUGCGCUCUGGGCACGUGCGGCUGGGCUGCCGCAUAGUCGAGUGGAUCUGAUUGCCUUCUGCACGACUUUAUGGAGCAUUCGACUGACGUAUAAUUACUGGAGACGUGGCGGCUACAAAGUAGGGUCAGAAGACUACAGAUGGAUGAUUGUCAAGGGGCAGCUCAACUCAGUCGUCUGGUUCAUCUUCAACGUCACCUUCAUUUCCUUCUUCCAGAGCAUCCUCCUUUGCCUCUUCUCCUGUGUCCCGGCGUACGUCAUCUUGCUGUCAUCUCAGUUCGAGACUGGAAUCCAGCCGAUUGAUCUCGUCUUUGCCGGUGUCGAGAUCCUUCUCGUCUUCAGCGAAUGGAUAAGUGACGGCCAGCAGUAUGCCUUUCAAACCGCCAAGUACAAGUACAGAGAGACUGGCAAAUUGACCCCCGGCUAUACAGCCGCCGAGCUGGAAAGGGGCUUUGCCACGACGGGCCUUUGGGCGUACAGCCGACACCCCAACUUCUUUGCCGAGCAGACCUUCUGGUUCAUGCUCUACCAAUGGAGCUGCUUUGCCACCAACACCCCGUACAGCUGGGUUGGCAUCGGCGCCGUCCUGCUGGUCUUGCUCUUCCAGGGUUCCACUAACCUCACAGAGAGCAUCACGUCCAGCAAAUACCCAGAGUACAAGGCCUAUCAGGAGCAUGUUGGCAUGUUCAUCCCCAAGACGCUGACCCCGUAUACGACCCCUGGUCCAAAGGUCAUCAGGUCAAGCGAGCUGGUGAAGCGUUCUGAGCAGAAGCAGAAGCACAAGAGGAAGCAAGGCUGA